AUUGGAUUCCUCCUUCCGCUACCAUUGCCCCAAUCAAUAAUUUAAUAUCUACGGAGUACUACUUACUUGCUAGGUAACGGAACGACAAGUUAGCCUCAUACUCCCCAGUGGUAAGUGAGAUUAGUGAGAACUACUAGUCCAUUGAUUGUUUCUCAUUUUUUUUCCUUUUGUCGCCCUCUUCCCUUUUUCUUCUUUUUCUUCUUCUCCUCUACUUCCCUUCCCUCUUUUCUCUCGCGUAUUUCUAGGCUACUUUUUUUUUUUCAUUCUUCUCUUACGUGUAUAAUCCAUUCAUGCGGGGUGAACCUGUGUUGUUUUUUGGCUAUCAUUCCGUUCGUUCGUCAAUCGCAACUGCAAACGGUCGCUGUUAAUCCUUCCCACCUCUCCUACUCUCGUUCGCUCCUCGCCACUCUUUCUCUCCUUCCAUUUUCCUUUUUCUUUUUUUCUCCCAGUCGGGCUGGGCUGGUUCGUCCCUCGUUUUGGAGAGAAGGAGCUGUAGCAAUUCAGGAGGAAGGCAUACCGUCGUCGUCCUUUUGCUCGUCUUUCCUUUUCCCUUGUCGCUGAUAUACAGUCCACAAUAUCGGCAGUCACAAGCACCCCCUCGCUCAUCAUGCCGUUCUUUUCGCAGCUUCGUCGCCGCUCCAGACCUAGUUUUCGCACCACCAAAUCCAAUGAAUCGCAAUCUAACGGUGAAAUGACGUCGGGGAAGUCUUCUUCCACUCUCGAUACGGCUUCGUACAGCUCCGUCACCCCACCUUCCUCCAUAAAACCCACCGCGUCGUCGCCGAAUCUGCCCUCGUUGAGCGAAAUCAACGGCAAUGCUAAUGCUAACAAUUCAACGCUGUCGGUGCCCCCUCAGCGGCCAGCUCCUCACUCGUCCCCAUCUCAGCGCAGUAGCGUUGUUGGCAGUGUCAAUGGCGGGGUUCGGUCGCCAACCCCUUCCUCUCCCUAUGCGCCCAGAAUUAUUUCCAUCGCAGAUAACUCAUGGGUACAUCAAAAAGUACUCCUCGUCUACGGUCAGAUUGGAGAUCCGAGGCAACAUCCGCUGGACGGAAGCGUAACGGUCUACCAUCACCAGGAUGGGUUCCCAUCGGUCAGCUGGCCUGUCACGUCGUCUCAUUUUAAGCUUCUAGUACACCUCACUCCAGGGCCCAAUCGUCUUCGCCUCGACUUCGUUUCGACCAAGCUGUCGGCGGGCAGCUCAUAUCCGGCCGCGCACUCCUCCUGGAUUUGUAUCAACUAUCUUCCAUUGGUGAACGCCCCCCCCUUGCACCUGGUGGUUUUGCUAGGAAAGGAUUCCGACGGGACAUUUGAUGCAACCCCGGCAGAAAUCCAGCGAGAAGGGAACGGUCUGGAAACUGCUAUUCGAAAGUACCGAAUGGCCGCAUAUCUGUGGCAGGCCUUUACUGGUGAGCAAAUGUUUCGGAACAACUUCGGCAGACGAUGUUUCCGCUUCGAGGAAGAGUGGCAGAGUGGAACUCUAAGCCGUCGCGAUGCAGUCAAUGGGCAGAUGCGAAAUGAGGCCAAGGUCCAUGUUAUUCGUACCGAUAAAACGGUCGCAGAACUGCGGGAUCACGAUAUCGCCCAGCAACAUGGCCCCGCUACUAACAAGGACGAAUUAUUCAGGAUCGCCAAAGAUGCUGUGAAGAACUAUCUUCAUCUUCAGCCAGGCCAGAAGCAGUAUGUAUCAGUUUUACUUCUGGAUUCGCACUGGGACACGGGCUCCCAGACUAUCACGGGUCACGCGGCCCUUGGGUCAGGCGGGGACGAUGUUAAAAUGGCCAUAUUUGGAUCACAUAGCCUUCACAGCUAUCCCUCAAGCCUAGAAGAGGUCGUAGAUGCCUUCUCGGACUGCACCCGGACGGAUACGGAUUUCGUUGCGAACGACUGCGGCGAGGCCGGUUCCCGUUGGGAGUCGGCCAAUAUCGGCAUUGGAGCUCACCUCCAUGAAGUUGGACAUCUCUUUGGAUGUCCACACCAGGAGUCGGGCAUCAUGCUCCGCGAUUACGUCCGUUUUAAUCGGUCAUUCAUGACUCGCGAACCCUUCUCGACCCGUACAAAGACUCAGGGACUCAAGCUAUGCCUACCUCAGGAUGAAUGUGGCUGGCACCGACUGGAUGCGCUACGGUUCCGAUUCCAUCCAUCUUUCCGGCUUCCUGGUGACGCUCCUGUGAACUCGGAUGAUAGUGUUCAGGUUUGGCCUGUCGAGAAUGGCAAAAUCCUAAUUACCGCAACCACCGGUAUCGCAUUCCUGGAGUUAUAUGCAGAGGGUGACCAGGUUUGCCACAAUUUCAUCGAGUACGUGAAUACAGAAUCAAGCAGCAAUGGACUCCCGAGGCAGAUCACUGUGACGGAGACUGAGCUGCGACAACGCGUGUUCGGCAACGAUAAAGAGAAGAAAAAGAAUGUCAAAAUGACGAUUUUCUCCGGUGCACUUGGCAGCCACACUGUUGAUUCCAUCAGUAAUCUAAAGUCGAAACUGUCUCUGGUGAAACUUCCGAAGGGUCAUACCGGUUACAAGGGCGGUAAGCUAGGAUUUUCACAGAUGGAAGGCAGUCAACCAGAACAGCUCCUGUUGGACUGUGCCUUCGCAUCAACCAAACUUUUGACCUCGGUUAGGGUCUAUCAUGGCGCAGCCGUGGAUGGGUUGGAGUUCUUCUAUGAAGAUGCUACUAGUCAGCUCUUUGGAAAGCGAGGAGGAAAGCUGGGUGGGGAUGAAUUUGUUCUUGACACUCGACGCGGGGAAAUUCUACUCGGCUUUUAUAUUCGAGCGGGAGCUUGGAUCGACGGAAUAGAGAUUCUAACCAGCCAGGGGAGGAAGUCUGGUAUUUUUGGCAAUGCUCAUGGCGGCUCAGGGCACACAUUGAUUCCACCUCUUGGCUAUAAAAUAGCCGGCAUCUCAGGAUCCUGCGGAUCCUGGAUUGAUGGAUUUUCAUUAAUCAUUAUGCACUAAAACUAUAUUAAUAUUCCACGCCUCCAUUAUCUCAACAGCAGGAUAUGGACGAAAGGCCUGCAGUUAGUUGAAACACUCCUGGCUUUACGCCGGCUGUCCCUCCUCCAUACUAGAGCGUCUGAGGGACAUUUGGUUCCCUCUGAGUCCCGGAAAGAGAAGCUCCAUCCAAUGCUCCCUACAGCUUCAGGUUCAAGGGUCCUAUAUCUUGUUUGUGCUUGGGCAACUCUCCCUCAGGACAAAACAGUACAGGGUCAGUCCCCGAGUUUCUUUUGAUUAGUUUUCUUCAGCUACACCCAUCGAGCGAUUUCUCUUCGAUAGACAACCUAUCGUUCAGAGUGCCAUUGAGUCCCAUGAAUACCGCAUAUUUUUCCGGCGCCCGGGAGUACGGGUGACAGUGCUCGGGAGUUGUGGUGUUGUCCCUUUUUUCCUUCCGCGACUCGCCCUAAGGAAAAUCGAUGAAGGCGCAUCAUUGACAUUAUGUAUGCCAUGAGUUAAGCGGGACUUAGAAUCACCGGCAGUUCAUCCUGGAAUAAUUCCGAGGAACAUAAUUGAUAGUUGGCCAGACGGCUGAUCCAUAGAUAUCUUCACAUAAUACCACG
Molecule: messenger RNA, 3549 nt
Organism: Aspergillus alliaceus
Lineage: Eukaryota; Fungi; Ascomycota; Eurotiomycetes; Eurotiales; Aspergillaceae
Product: putative peptidase family-domain-containing protein
Exons: 5
Coding region: 608-2950 (780 amino acids)
Cellular component (GO): cytoplasm
Source: RefSeq, a predicted model, not a curated record